GGGAAAACAAACAUCGAAGUGACAGUCUAGUAGACUACCAGUACCGGUACUACCAACAGUCACAACUUUCUCAAACAAGAGAAGGAGCCAGUUUGCAACCGAUCGCGAAGAGACCAUGAUUCUCCAUCGUCUUUCCUCCCUGUUUGGCAUCUUGGCUGUGGUAAGGACUGUCUCUGGGCAGUGUGAACCCUGCUUGUCCUGCACAAACAAUAAUCAAUGCCGUGCUGACAGUGACUGCACUUGGUCUCAUGGUGACUGCGUCGAAGAAGGCAGCCUGUGUCAACCCUGCUCCUCUUGCACAAACAAUGAUCAAUGCAUGGCCAACAGUGACUGCAUUUGGUCUCAAGGAAACUGCGUCGAAGCUCCCACUCCAGCUCCUGCACCUCCCAUUGAUGGAAUUUGUACGUGUGCCAAGAGCGAUUGUGACGAUGUCUGCGACUCCAAGUCGAACAAUGCAGGAGAUUCUUGUGUCUCGGACAACGAUUGCCCUCCCAAUGGCAACCAAGGAGGUGCUUGUAUGCCCGUACAAACUUGCGGCGUGGUGCCCUGCCCCCUUCGUCCUACCACCGAGCUCCCGAGUCCUACAUACAAGGCUGGGUUCUAUGACAACAAUGUCUUGGUAUACGACAAAUACAGACGUGCUGUUUCUCUCAGUGAUGGACUGAAUGGGCGUGCCAUUGCCUACAGCGGAGAACCCGUUCAGCUCUAUGAUCCUGACACGGGAGAAUGCGCUGGAUUCUCGUCCAGCAACUUUCACGGAAAACCCGAUGCUGCCGAGGUUUUCCCAGCUCCAGGAGGAGGAUGGUAUUAUGCGUCCAAUGCCGAAACCACUCCUGGUGGAGUCUUCACGUUGGAAUUUGAUUCCACGGGGAGGGUCAUUGACUACUUUCCUCUCAUUACCUCCACGUCUCGUAACUGUGGAGGAGGCGAUACUCCAUGGGGAUCGUGGGUGACCUGUGAGGAGCUUGGCAGUAAUGGACACGUGUACCAAACCGAUCCAUCUGGCAAUAUGUCCCCCCGAUUGACAAGUGUGGUGGAUACCGGAGGCAACUAUGAAAGCUUUGCAUACUACAUUGACUCCAACGGGAACCCCACAUUUUACACCACCAACGAUUCUAAUGCUGGCCCGUUGGUCCGGUUCACUCCCGAUGCUGCCGGCAUGGCGUGCUUUAAUGCUGCCACCAAUGCUGAGAAAUGGUGUACAUUGGAGAGUGGAAGCCAUGAUUUCCUCGAGCUCAUUCCCACAACCGGUUCUCAAGGUACAUUUGCUUGGGGCGAAAAGGCCAAUGCCAAUCCCAAUCGAUAUCCCUUCGCAGAGGGCAUUGAUGUUGUGGGAGACAUGCUCUACUUUAUCUCCAAAACAACCAAAUUCUUGUUCAUUCUCGACUUGAUCAAUAUGACGUACGAACGUUCGUCCACGCAAUCUGGAGCCUUCAAUAAUCAACCAGACCAAAUCCAACGAAUCGUCAACGAUCCCAAUCAAAUCGUCUACUUUUGCGAAGACGGGGGCCCCGAUUGCGGCGUCCAUGGCCGUGACGCCACCGCUCAGUUCUUUUCCAUCUUGGAUGGACCUGGCUACAACACCGAGACGACUGGUUUGGCCUUUUCCUCGGAUCACAAUUACAUGUUCUUGUCGUUCCAGGGUCCGGGUGUCAUUUGGCAAUUCUGGCGUGAGGAUGGACGUGCCUUUACAGACACAAUUCUCGACAUCAAGUACCACGCUGCCUAAACGGCAAAGAUGGAGGACUUGCAAUCACAAGUUGCUUCUGUCUUCGCGAUGAUGCACUAUACAUAUACUUUCAUAAAAAAUCAAUACAUGCAUGGUUGAGGCAAAAGGGAGAGGAAUCAAGAAGAAAAACGAGGCGCCCACUCGAACAGGUAUUCGGGGCAUCGGCAGUGGGGUGUUUCCACGUUGUUGGUCGUACCAACGGAAAGCGAUACAGUAGCGGGUGGCGUAUUGGAUUGGCUCAUGGCAUUGGAAUAGAAACAAAGAGAUGCCCUAGCUAACGGGAGCAAGUAUUCCUGUUUUCAAUUUCUUAUUGAAGCAAUAAAUUUAAAAUAGUGUUGCUUCCGGCACAAUGUUGUUGGUCGCUAUUCAUGCAUGUAGACUCCUCUUCCCUGUCACACGCCUUCAUCUAUCUUGUUUACACCCGAGUUGACGCUCUGAGACCCAGUCCGACGCUCCCUCUGGUGUAUUUGGAUUUCGCCAAAGCACUCAUGGAGGCAAUUCCGUCGACAGGACUGACACACUUGCAUUCUGGACAGACACACAUGGAAGCAUCGGAAAUACAGAUCAAUUCGAUAUCACAGGCUUGACAGAAAAUCUCCUCCACAAAUCCAGUCUUGAUGGCCGCCAUGGUUUCAUCGGUACCUCGUAACGGUAAGAAAAAUCCAGGUUCAAUUUCCAAUUCUUGCGCUCUCUUUUCGGCCGACUUUUCAUCGUCAUGCCAGGAUUUCAUACGCCGAAAGGGAGGCUUGGACUUUUGUGUGGGCGAAGUUCCCGACAGGGUCGAAUGCUUCUUGUUGUUGUUACCCGUGCGGCUGUGCUUCUUUGGUUUCUGCUGCUGCUGGUUGUACUGCGAUUCCUGCUGUUUGAGCUCUGCAAGAGACGGAGCACUGGAUCCUUCCGAGUUGAUGGAGUCAAAAGUGGCCGUACGACGAUGAUGAGGGGCAGCGCCAGUACUGUCACUGUCACAGCUGAUACUUCCCAGACUGCCACGGCUGUGCUCUGAAUCACGGCUGGCAUGUCUUGAGACCUUACGACGAGGAGCCGUCGAGACUAUUCCUCCCAGCGGAUCAAAGUCUUCAUCGUCAAUGGGCCAAGGAGCGCUGGCCACUGGCUUUCGUUUGACCGAGAGUUUUCGAAAUUCUUGAUUCAAUCCGGUCUCUGAUUGUUGAGACGACAUGGACGAUUGAGACGAAUUAGAGGACAUGCGCCCCAGCGAGAGUGCCGACCUGUCCUUCUUGUUGUAACGGCGACGCUGAAAUGGCUUGCUAUGAACAUCCAGAGGAUUCUCUUCGUCGUCCGUCAUCAUGGAUUCCUCCGAUGAGGACACCACCUCUUCUUCUUUCCUCUGCUCGCUAUCUUUGUUGUUGCCACUGGCAGCAGCAGCAGCUUCAGCAUCGGUCAUGUCAUCUUUGGACGACAGGUUAAUUUCAAAGGUACCAUUAUCACCAAACGAAAUAAUCGUCUCGGGGACUGCUUCUUCCACAGCCGAAAUGGAGGGAUACAGAGACACCUCCUUCUGCUUCUUUCUUCGACUGCGCUUGGGUCGAGGCAGCUUGCGAGACCCUCGUUCCAAAUGAUUUGUCAAGGGCUUGUGACUCCCAGGGGCUGGUCCAAAGGGAUGAUAAGGGCUGCCGCCACCAGUUCCAGAGCUGCUGCCAUACAGAGACAUGGCCAUCAUUGUCUGUUCCAAUACACUGCUAUUACUUCUCUGUCCACCGUUGGUCAAGAUUAUGGACAGCAGAGCACUUGUCUUGCUGCUGCUCCUGUUGCCCAAUUUUGCUUACGUUUCCAGUGUAACCUCGGCAGGCCAACUGCCCAUCUUGCCCACACCCGUUUUUGGGUAUUUCUCGUUUCCUGUUGCCUGGACCAGUGAGGAACAGCGAAACUCCCGGUUGUUUCGUGAAAUUCACGGUU
Seminavis robusta is the source of this 3643-nucleotide messenger RNA. Lineage: Eukaryota; Bacillariophyta; Bacillariophyceae; Naviculales; Naviculaceae. The record is from the annotation of a GenBank genome assembly.